AGAAAGAAAAAAGGGCGAAAGAUUCGAUCUAAAACCGUGAAGCCAGUUGGAUAUAGAGAGCAACAGAUAGAUAGAAUGAGUAGAAAGAGACGACAAUCGAGGGGACUUGAAUCGACGAAAGUUUAGAGGCUGAAUCAACGGCGUCGUUUUAUCUGGAAGGCCUUCUAAGUUGUUUCUCACAACUCAGAUUCAGUUCUGGACCUCCCUCCCUCCUUCUUCUUCUUCUUCAUCAAAGCCGAAUCGAAACGAGCUCUACUGCCGAGGCUGAUCAUCGCUGUUCUAGAGCUAUUGCCGACGCCAGUGCUAAGUCUUCUAGAAGUGGUCGAGACUGAUGCUUAAUCUUUUGCUUGAGGUCUUGUUCUCAGAAGUCCAAUAUAGCUAGUGUUGGUUAGGGGCAUAAGUAGCAACUUCUGUGGAGAAUUAAAAAAUACCGAUGAACUUGCUGAAUGCGUCCAUUAUUUUGUGUUGAGCGAAGGGAAAAUGCUACCAAAUUGGAAGAAGCCCCAUUCUAGUUUGAUGCUAAUCUAUCUGGGGUUCAAUCUAUCUGUCUUUUCUGAGAAAUCCAGAAGUAAAGAGGGUUUGUAAAGUGUAAUAUAAGAACACAUCAUGGAGCAAGUAUCAGAGAAAAGAUUUCCUUUAGAUGCAAAAGAGUAUAAGUUAUAUGAAGAAGUGGGUGAAGGUGUUAGUGCUAGCGUGCACAGAGCACUCUGCAUACCACUUAAUGAGAUAGUCGCUAUCAAAGUUCUUGAUCUUGAAAAAUGCAAUAAUGACCUGGAUGGCAUCCGACGGGAGGUGCAUACAAUGACUUUGAUUAAUCAUCAAAAUCUACUACGAGCACAUUGUUCAUUCACAGCCGGCCACAGCCUUUGGGUUGUUAUGCCAUAUAUGGCUGGGGGGUCCUGCCUUCAUAUAAUGAAGUCUAAGUUCUCUGAAGGUUUUGAUGAACCUGUUAUAGCAACUCUAUUGCAUGAGGUGCUCAAAGCUCUUGUGUAUCUUCAUGCUCAUGGCCAUAUCCAUAGAGAUGUGAAGGCUGGAAAUAUAUUGAUUGAUUCUAAUGGUGCCGUCAAGUUAGCUGACUUUGGAGUAUCAGCAUGCAUGUUUGAUACUGGGGAUAGACAACGUUCCAGAAAUACAUUUGUUGGAACUCCUUGCUGGAUGGCUCCUGAAGUUAUGCUGCAAUUGCAUGGAUACGACUUCAAAGCUGACAUCUGGUCAUUUGGAAUAACAGCACUUGAACUUGCCCAUGGGCAUGCCCCAUUUUCCAAGUAUCCACCGAUGAAAGUUUUGCUGAUGACAAUACAAAAUGCAUCACCAGGCCUUGACUAUGAAAGAGACAAAAGAUUUUCUAAGUCUUUCAGGGAUCUGGUAGCGGUUUGCUUAGAGAAGGAUCCAAAGAAACGUCCAACUUCUGAAAAGCUUUUAAAGAACCAUUUUUUCAAACAUGCACGGCCAGUUGAUUAUCUAUCACGUACGAUCCUGGCUAAUCUCGAACCACUAGGGGAACGUUUUAGGAAACUGAAGCAAGAGGAAGCUGAUGUUCUUGUGCAGAAUAAGGCUCUCUACGGGGAUAAGGAACAUUUAUCACAGCAAGAGUAUAUCCGAGGAAUAAGUGCGUGGAAUUUCAGCCUUGAAGAUUUAAAAAAUCAGGCCGCCCUUAUUCAGGAUGAUGGCACGCCACCUGAAGGGAAUAAGGAGCAAAGUGACAGCUAUGAACAUGUUAGCUUUCCAGCAGAAAGGUCGUGUGAUGAGAUGACAAACCAGUCAAACUUUGUAUCUAAUCAGGAGGAUGGCUUUGAUGACCUUCAUAAUUUGGACAGCUCACUUGCUUCAUUUCCUAUGAAACCUCUUCAAGCACUCAAAGGCUGUUUUGAUGUUAUUGAGGAGGAUGUGACUGCGACUAGUACUCCACCCACUGUUAAAGAAAAUGGAAGAGGUGGAGGGGAGACUUCAGGUGAAAGUAGUUCUCUACCACAACAUGAUAUCUCUGAGCCUAAAAAGUUCAUGAGUGGUUCAUUACUCCUGGAUAAUAUGCUUUCUUCUAAUAAGGUUAUUGGCGAAGGGGAGAGGGAUCAUCCACAAUCAAAACACCAACCUGAACGGAAAUAUAGUGGUCCAUUGUUGUAUCGUCAAAGGAGAGACGCCAAUACCCCUACAUGUGCAGAGGAUAUGUCUGAAGGAGCAGUUGUGCAGCGUAAGGGGCGGUUCAAGGUCACCGCAGGAGACGUCAGUCCCAAGGGUCCUUCAAAUAGCUUCUUCAAUCCUGUUCCUGGAGGUUCAUCUAGUCCACCAACUCCAAAUGUUACAGCCGGUUCUGUUCUCUCAAUACUACAAUCCAUGCUGCAGCAAAACGCCUCCCAAAGGGAGGAAUUGAUAAAAUUGAUCAAAUUUGUUGAACAGAUCGUCGGUAUGCAUGGAGAGUCAGCCGAUCUAAGCACCAGCGACCUUUUGCAGAUACCUCCUGCUUCCUAUAGGGAGAGAGAGUUGCAAUCCUUGGUGAUUAAUAGUCAACAGGGUAUUAGGAAUCUAGAAGAACAGAUACAAAGACUGAAGAUUAAAAAUGCUCAGCUAGAAAGACAACUGAAUGCGGCCUUGGCCAACAAAAAUAAGAUGUAGAAAUGGAAAUGAAGUGAUGGGAAUGCCAUGUCAUGGGCGAAGUUCACAUCUGCAGCUCAAACAAAUGUUUCCGCCAACAGAGACUGUUACAGAAACAAACUGGUCCUUCAUGACGGUGUUAUGGCCAUGGCAGGAUGAUUUUGGUCGGUGCCUCUGAUGGUACAUGGAGUGCAAGCCUUCUGAAUUAUAGAAGCAAAUUUUUUUUGGUGGGUUGUACCUUAUAUUAGAGUAACGUAUGUGUGAAUGUGAGUUUAGUGCAGACAUUCAAAUUUUGAGAAUCCUAUUUCUUGAAUUUCAUUAUGUAACAUAAUUUAUUGACCCAAUCUUGUAAAUUAUUUUGCGUUUCACUUCUCUUUCCUCUGCAAUACAACUCAGAAACAUUAGUUCCUUUGUUGGAAAAUGUUAAUAAAAUCUGAUAUUUUUCUCUUAUAGUUUAACUUUGA
This is a messenger RNA of Argentina anserina (silverweed cinquefoil), 3056 nucleotides long. RefSeq names its product serine/threonine-protein kinase BLUS1. The transcript is spliced from 21 exons. Lineage: Eukaryota; Viridiplantae; Streptophyta; Magnoliopsida; Rosales; Rosaceae. Bases 607 to 2613 code for a protein of 668 amino acids. Gene Ontology annotation, molecular function: ATP binding; protein serine/threonine kinase activator activity; protein kinase activity. The record is from RefSeq and is a predicted model, not a curated record. Gene Ontology annotation, biological process: protein phosphorylation.